CUUUUCACUUUAUAUUUUUUUACCAUGUUCUUUUCAGCCUUACGAAACGUUGGUAUCCAUGCAUCAUCCAGUAUAAGAGCUACUUUAUCAUCACCAUCAAAUAUCCUUCGUCGUGGUUUAUCAACAUCACUCGAUUCUACAACAGCUUCAUGUGUACAAAAACUACGAGAUCAAUUACGUUACUAUGCAGUUGCUGAAAUCGCAGGACGACCUUUUUUGAUUACACAAAAUGACAAGGUGAUUGUGAACCGACUUAAAGAUGUCAAAGUGGGUGAUGUAUUAAAGUUGGAUCGUGUACGAGAAUUGGGCAGUAAAGACUAUUCACUGGUCGGUCAACCUUAUGUGCAAGAAAAUUUAUACGAUAUUCAAGCUACUGUGAUUGAACAUACCAAGAGCAAGUUGAUUCAAAUUGUCAAGAAGAAAAGAAGAAAGAACUAUAAGCUAUUGGAUAGUCGACAGCUUGGACUCAUCAAGAACAUUGUCUUUCUCUUGGUCUUAUACCAUUAUUGGGGUCGUUUUUAUGCCAAGGUGAUUGUAGGUGGUCCUGUGCGUGCAUUAACUGAUUUUAGAGAUUUUAUUAAAAAGUUUGUAUUUCGACAACUACGUAAAUUACCUUCUGUCCAAGCUAAAAUCGACGCUGAACUCAAUAAGACUAUUCGUGAAAUGGAAGAAUCCAUAUUCUCCAAAGAAGGCGAUAUUACGCAUCAUCAUCGAUUACCUGCACAUGGUAUGUCACAACAAGAAGUACUGGAUAAUCUGAAAAAAUUACAAAACAUCAAAUGUGCUGAUUGGAAGAGUGGAAAAGUAUCUGGUACAAUUUAUCAUGGUGGUGAUGAAUUGACGGAACUCUUAGCAGAAGCUUACCGUAUGUUUGCUGUAGCCAAUCCUUUACAUCCUGAGGUUUUCCCUGGUAUUCGACGUAUGGAAGCUGAAUCCGUAGCAAUGGUAUUAAGUAUGUAUAACGCUCCUGCAACUGGAUGUGGAACAAUGACAAGUGGUGGAACUGAAUCUAUUGUAAUGGCUUGCAAGACCUAUCGUGAUAUGUACAAAGAUUUGAAAGGCAUUCAUGAUCCUGAAAUGGUAGUGCCUGUUACUAUUCAUGCAGCAUUUAUGAAAGCGGCUGAAUAUUUUAAUAUCAAAUUGAUUACUGUACCUGUGGACCCUAUUACUUACAAGGUGGAUGUAAAGAAGAUGGCCAAAGCGAUUACAAGAAAUACAAUCAUGAUUGCUGGCUCUGUGGUAAAUUUCCCUCAUGGUAUUGCAGAUGACAUUGUAGCUUUGGGACAACUAGCCAAAAAAUACAAGAUUGGAUUACAUGUGGAUUGUUGUUUGGGUUCUUUUGUCAUGCCAUUCCUUGAAAAGGCCGGUUUACCCACUACUUCUUUCGAUUUCAGAGUGGAUGGUGUGACAUCCAUCUCGUGUGAUACUCACAAGUAUGGAUUUGCUGCAAAGGGAUCCUCCAUCAUUAUGUAUCGUUAUCCAAGCAUUCGAAAGUAUCAAUAUUUCUUAUCUGCCGAUUGGACUGGAGGUAUCUAUGCUUCACCUAGCGUGGCUGGUUCAAGACCUGGUGCUUUGAUUGCUGGUUGCUGGGCUGCUUUAAUGAAAAUGGGAGAAGAUGGUUAUUUAGAUACUUGUCAACAAAUUAUUCAAGCAAGACGAAAAAUUCAGAAAGGUAUUGAAUCGAUACCACAAUUACAUGUGAAAGGCGAUCCUAUUGGUCCUGUGGUUGCUUUUGGAUCAGUAGAAACAAUGAAUAUAUAUGAUGUUGGAGAUAAACUAUCAGCACGCGGAUGGAAUAUCAGUCCCUUACAAAAUCCAGCGGCAUUACAUAUCUCAGUGACAAUGUUAUGGGUUAACAGUGCAGAUCAAUUUGUUAAGGAUCUCAAGGAAUCUGUAGAAGAAUUGGUGACUAACCCUGAUAGUGGUAAAGGUAGUACGGCGGCCAUUUAUGGUACUGCUGCAAGUAUUCCUGACAAGUCUAUUGUUGAAGAUGUAGCUGCUGGUUUUAUUGAUCUAUUAUACAAAGCUUAAUUGAACUCGUUCCCUACCUUUUAUUAUUAUUAUUAUUAUUAGAUCCUUAUCUAUCUAUCCUACCCUCCUUAGUUGAAUUUUUAUAUAUAUACAUCUAUGAUACAAAUUCAAAAUAAAGUUGUUUUUUUUCUUAUCAUUGAUCUACAUGUGUG
Molecule: messenger RNA, 2183 nt
Organism: Halteromyces radiatus
Lineage: Eukaryota; Fungi; Mucoromycota; Mucoromycetes; Mucorales; Cunninghamellaceae
Product: sphingosine-1-phosphate lyase
Exons: 12
Coding region: 25-2031 (668 amino acids)
Biological process (GO): sphingolipid catabolic process; carboxylic acid metabolic process
Cellular component (GO): ribosome; endoplasmic reticulum
Molecular function (GO): sphinganine-1-phosphate aldolase activity; pyridoxal phosphate binding
Source: RefSeq, a predicted model, not a curated record